This is a messenger RNA of Priapulus caudatus, 4036 nucleotides long. RefSeq names its product protein singed-like. Gene Ontology annotation, molecular function: actin filament binding; protein-macromolecule adaptor activity. Gene Ontology annotation, cellular component: actin cytoskeleton; cytoplasm. The coding region runs from base 52 to 1566 and encodes 504 amino acids. The record is from RefSeq and is a predicted model, not a curated record. Gene Ontology annotation, biological process: actin filament bundle assembly; establishment or maintenance of cell polarity; cell migration. The transcript has 4 exons. Lineage: Eukaryota; Metazoa; Priapulida; Priapulimorpha; Priapulimorphida; Priapulidae.
CAACGGCGAGCGACACAACAGAGAUCGCACGCACGCAGCCCCGAAGCAACGAUGUCUCUGACGAACGGGAGCAACAACGGCCACAGCAGCAGCAGCGGCGGCGGCGGCGCGUAUUCCGCCGGCUGGAACAUCGGCCUCAUCAACAGCCACGGCAAAUACCUGACCGCCGAGACAUUCGGCUUCAAGAUCAAUGCGAGCGGCUCGUCGAUGAAGCGCAAGCAGAUCUGGACGCUGGAGCAGAACGGGGGAGACAGCGUCGUCAGCCUUCGCUCGCACAUGGGCCGCUACAUGUCCACGGACAAAUUCGGCAACGUCACCUGCGAGGCGGAGGACUGCGGUCCGUCGGAGGGCUUCUCGAUCGAGAUCAGCAAAGAUGGCCGCUGGGCGUUCAAGUCGGUCGAGUUCGGGUACUACUUCGGCGGCGUCGGCGACAACCUGCGCUGCACGAGCAAGGCGUCGCUCACCGACGACGUGCUGUGGUCCGUGCACCUGGCCGUGCAUCCGCAGGUGAACCUGCGCAACGUUAACCGGAAGCGGUACGCGCACCUGCGCGAAGAGGAGAUGCACGUCGAUGAGAACAUUCCCUGGGGCCGCGACGCGCUCGUCACGCUCGAGCUGAGAGAGGGAAAGUACGCCGUGAAGACGUGCGACGACCGCUACCUGCACCGCGACGGCCGCCUCGUCGACGAAGCCGACGCCAACACCCUCUACCGGCUGGAGUUCCACGGCGGUUACAUGGCGCUGAAGGACUGCGCGGGACGCUACCUGACGGCGGUGGGCGCAGACGGGCACAUGAAGUCGCGCAAUUCUACCGUCACCAAGGACGAGCUGUUCUCUGUGGAGGAGUCGCACCCUCAAGCCAGCUUCGUCGCUCACAACGGCAGGAGGGUGUCCACCAAACAAGGUGUUGAUUUAUCGGCCAAUCAAGAGGAACUGACUGACACAGAAAUAUUCCAAAUCGAGCGAGUGAAGACUUCUAAGAAAUGGCUGAUAAGAACCAAGCAGGACAAGUACUGGAGCUUGGAAUCCGGUGGCGGAAUACAAGCAAAAUCAAGUACGAUCAGCCCCAGCUGUCACUUUGACCUCGACUGGCAGCAGAACGGCAGCGUCGCCGUUAAGGCGCCCAACGGUAGGUACGUGACGGCCAAGAUGAACGGCCAGCUGUCGGCCACCAUCGACGAACCGACCGCCAAGGAGCACUUCCGCUUCCAGCUCAUCAACCGACCAAUCAUGGUGCUGAGAGGCAGCCACGGGUUCGUGGGCUUCAAGAGCACCGCCUCGCGGAAGCUGGAGUGCAACAAGUCGAGUCAUGACAUUAUCAAGGUCGAGCAGAACGAGGACGGCUCCUACUUCCUUAAAGACCGGAACAAUCAUUACUGGCACAUCGAGGAUGAUUACUUUAUCACCACUGAGGGGGCGCCAGCGUCGGAAUUCUACCUAGAGCUGCAGGAUCACACGCUCAUGUCGAUCCGCUCCAAGAGUGGUUACUACCUGCGGGGAGAACAGAGCGGCCUAUUCAAGGCAAACGGAACAGAGAUCAAGAAUGACACGCUAUGGGAGUUCUAGUUUGCAGGUCCCAGUCGAAGGAAGGAGGGGGAGGUAGGGGAAGGAAUGAAGGACGUGAAGGAAAAAAUUGUGGAAUGAAGGGGAGGAACGUGGGAAGGAAAAGACAGUGAGUAGGGGGCGGGAUGAAUCAGAGGGAGAAAGGAGGAGAAGAAGAAGAAGAAUAGGAGAAAGGAGGGAGGAGGAAGAGAAGGUAGUUGAACGAGUACGAUUAUUGGGAGAACCACGUCGAAAUUCCUCUGCAGUAUUUAUGGAAGCAGGGGGAUCAGGUGUAAAGCCACUCGUUAGUAUGUCGUUUGUUAAUUUUUCAUAUGAUGCAUAAUAUGUGUGAAAUUCGUGCGUGUGCCGAAGCACCUUUAUUAAUAUGUUUAAGGAAGCUGGCUGUUCAUUCCGUACUUACAGCUGAGUGCGUUCUUCUUGUCCUGGGCAAAUUUUAUAAAUCAACAGAGACGUAACCAUGUACGAGAUGAGAUAGAAUUCUGAACGUUUCACACACAUUCUAAAGGCAUCGCACAUCUAUACAGGACUCCAUUUCUAAACAUCGACCUGUCCGAUACAAUACAUUCUCAGGCAGCACAGCGUCAUGCACAACGAUUUAUACAAAAGUGUACACGGAGGAAAUAGGGGAUUGAUCAUAAACUCUCACACCUGCAUGGUGCGAUAAUGUAGUAUAUGAUUGCGUAUUAAAUUUAAAUUUCAACUUGAAAAAACCCCUGUAAACCGAAUACCCUGUUGUGGUGCUUGCAGGCGAAAAUAGUUAUAUAUAUAUAUAUAUAUAUAUAUAUAUAUAUAUAUAUAUAUAUAGCUGGUUUACAUAGGUGUAAAGGUUCAUUUUAGUCUCAGUUUCGCUCUAGUUAUUCUUGGUGUAAAACGGAUAAAUCCUGGAAAGCAUAGUAUUGGAUAUGAUACUUAUUAUGAUGUUUAUGAUUUUUGCACUUCGCUUAUUUUGAAUUCACAUUCGUCAUAUUUGUGAAAAUGCGUUCAAAAAGUUAUUGGAAAAUACAUACAAACACAUCAUCACAUCAGUAUUAGCACGCGUGCGGAUUUCUUCUGGUAUUCUGGUGUUUACUAUUUGCAAUAGAUUGUACUGUUAACUGACGUCGAUUAGGGAACAAAGUGUGUUAUGUAAUUUUUACUUACGAUAUAUAUAUAUAUAUAUUUACUAUAGGUGAUGUAGAGGAACUGCCUAUAGUAGUUCAAAGAGGUACAAUUAUUUUGAUUCAUGUAAUGAACCGUUUGAUGUCGGUAGUUCUCGGCAUCUUAAAAUUACCCCAUAGAUUAAAUUAUGACUAUAUAUGAACGAUCUACCACACAAUAUGAGCUGCUUACAACCACCACAACAAUAUGGCGGCAUACGUUCCCGCCUUUGUUUCUUUGUAGCAACAGUCUCUUAGAUGAGAUAAUGACGUUGUUGGAACUAUAUAUCGUAUAUGCCCUGUAUCCCAGUUGAGGUCACAAUUUCGUAGAUCGCAGACAUGACCAAUAAAAUGCCUAUUGCAUACAAAUAUUUCACACAACUAAUCAGGCUGGCAGAGAGUUGAUAUAUGAUGAGGUAUUAGAUCACCUCUGCUCGUGGUACAAAAUGUUUUCCAUUAUAACGAUGAUUAUUUUUAUAUAGCCAAAGACUGAAGGAUUAAUAUAGAUAAUCGGCGCGCACUUUUUGCGAGUAAAAAUUGUGAUUUGUGAGUAAAAAUUUAACACGAACGGUCAUGAUGAAGUACUACUAGUAUAUAUAUAUAAGGUUGCAUAUAAUGAAAAUGCUAUUCCCUAUUUAUAUUUAAGAGUCCUGAUUUCAGGUUGCCAUAUAAAAGCUCUAUUUAUAAAGAGUAUGAAACUUUUUUACACGUAGUUAGCUUUCACUUCCCUCGGUUUGGCUAUAAACCAUUCCAAAAUCAUCCUUCCAAUGCCACAAUGCAAGCUAUUAUAUUAUACAUAAUUUGAACAUGUUUGCUUUCAUUGACAUAUAGAAGUGUGAAAGCAUAGACGCGCGCGCACGAACGCACGCACGCACGCACGCAGACACGUGCAUAUAUGUGCACGUACGGCUAUUAUAGUAAUACAUGGUAUUGCUCAUAACAUCAAUGUGUGCAUGUAACGUAGGAAUAGUACGGUGGAUUACCACCAAUUCGCUGACCGUUUUUAUACCAAAAACGUAUUCGCUUUCUGCAAUGUGCUAUAUGUGUGUGUAUAUGCGCCCGCAUACGUCGUACGUGCGUGCAGGCGCGCCCACACACACACGCACAAGCACACUCACGCUCCUACACUCAUCAAGAACCAAACAGAUAGAUAUACACAUUACUUGUAGUUUUGUACACUGUUUAAUUUGGACUUUCGGAUAGAGAAGGCUGGACGUAUCCCCUCCAUUGGCUGUUGCACACGAGUAGUUGUGAAAGUAAUCUGUUUAUUCAUUAUAAAGUAAAAUAAUAAAGUGCAGAAAUGUGUAAAUCCUGCCCUGGUUCUUGUCAAUUCUUAA